AUAAAUUCCAAGAAGCUUUGAAACGUGAUUAAAUUAAUUGGCGCAGAGUCACAGACCAAGCCAUUCAUUCCCUCGGACUCCCCGAUCUCUCCUCCUUCGUCUCCGUCUCCGUCUCCGUCUCCGAUCAUCUGCCACCGUCGCCGCCAUGAGCUGGUGGUGGGCCGGCGCAAUCGGUGCUGCCAAGAAAAAGAUAGACGAGGAUUCCGGCGAGGCCACCGGAAAGUAUCAGAGCGUUGGCCUUGUCAUCGGCGUCACUGGCAUCGUCGGCAAUAGCCUCGCCGAGAUCCUCCCUCUAUCUGACACUCCCGGUGGUCCCUGGAAGGUGUAUGGCGUCUCCCGCCGCCCUCUCGCCUCCUGGUCUCCUACCCCUGGCCCCGCCUUCGAGCACGUUCAGUGCGACAUCUCCGACCCUGACGAAGCUCUCGCGAAGCUCUCCCCUCUCACCGAUAUCACCCACAUCUUCUAUGUAACCUGGAGCCCGCGUUUCACAGAGGCUGAGAAUCGGGAGGUGAACUCCGCCAUGAUCCGCAACGUGUUCGCCGCCGUGCUCCCUAACGCUCCCAAUCUUCAGCAUGUCUGCCUGCAGACCGGGCGGAAGCACUACCUUGGCUCUGUUGAGUCCUUCGGCAAGGUUGAGAUUCCUGAGCCACCCUUCACUGAAGAAAUGCCCCGCCUGAACUGUCCCAACUUCUAUUACGAUCUUGAAGACAUCCUGUUCGACGAAUUGUCUAAGAGAGAUGGGGCGGUGUCUUGGUCUGUUCACCGCCCGACGAUGAUCUUCGGGUUUUCUCCUUACAGUCUUAUGAAUAUUGUUGGGACUCUCUGCGUUUAUGCUGCCAUUUGCAAGCAUGAAGGAAGCUUGUUGAGGUGGCCUGGGAGCAGGAUGACUUGGGAGGGAUUCAGUGAUAUCUCUGAUGCUGAUCUUAUUGCUGAGCACCAGAUAUGGGCUUCAGUUGAUCCUUUUGCUAAAAAUGAAGCUUUUAAUUGUAGCAAUGGUGAUGUGUUUAAAUGGAAACAGCUUUGGCGGAUACUUGCAGAGCAAUUUGGAGUGGAUUUUGUUGGGUAUGAAGGUGAGGAGAAGCGGGUCAAUUUGGAGGAGAUGAUGAAGGGGAAGGAAGGGGUGUGGGAUGAGAUUGUGGCAAAGUAUGAGCUUGCGCCAACCAAGCUGAAUGAAAUCGCUUCCUGGUGGCUCGCGGAUCUUGUGCUUGGGACGGAGAUGGAACUGUUGGAUAGCAUGAACAAGAGCAAGGAGCAUGGAUUCCUUGGCUUUCGCAACACGGUAGCUUCCUUCUAUUCUUGGAUUGAUAAGAUGAAGGCUUACAAGAUUGUCCCUUAGAAUUGUGUUUUUUCAGUGCUUUGAAGUUUGAUUUCAUAUCUAGUACUUGUUGCUCUUGUGUUCUUGAGACCUUGCUCUUGUUUGUGAGUUAUGCAUUAAUUGGGAUUGAUAAAAUAAUGAAUGUUCAUAUUGAAUAUAAAUCAUGCCAGUAUUGUUUGCUGUCUGGCUCUUCA
Dioscorea cayenensis subsp. rotundata (Guinea yam) is the source of this 1509-nucleotide messenger RNA. RefSeq names its product 3-oxo-Delta(4,5)-steroid 5-beta-reductase-like. The record is from RefSeq and is a predicted model, not a curated record. Bases 146 to 1336 code for a protein of 396 amino acids. The transcript has 2 exons. Lineage: Eukaryota; Viridiplantae; Streptophyta; Magnoliopsida; Dioscoreales; Dioscoreaceae.